Eleginops maclovinus (Patagonian blennie) is the source of this 2727-nucleotide messenger RNA. It is a transcript of the gene rnf180b, whose product is annotated as ring finger protein 180b. NCBI's taxonomy places the organism in Eukaryota, Metazoa, Chordata, Actinopteri, Perciformes, Eleginopidae. Gene Ontology annotation, molecular function: ubiquitin conjugating enzyme binding; ubiquitin protein ligase activity; metal ion binding. Bases 131 to 1663 code for a protein of 510 amino acids. Gene Ontology annotation, cellular component: endoplasmic reticulum membrane. The transcript is spliced from 8 exons. The record is from RefSeq and is a predicted model, not a curated record. Gene Ontology annotation, biological process: serotonin metabolic process; positive regulation of proteasomal ubiquitin-dependent protein catabolic process; norepinephrine metabolic process.
GUUUCUAUGACGUCACAGCCUUACUUAAAGCGAAAAGGCUGCUCAACUUUUCUUGUUUCUUACCAGGUUUUCUUCGUUACCACGUCUUAAAAGUAUCCCCAGCUGUCAGGUAGCUGGACCGUUACCUCAGAUGUCCCAAAGAGAGAGGACCAUUCUCCGCUGCAGGAGGUGUCGGAAAGGCGUCAUCGACUCCACGUGUUUGUCAACGCAGACGGGGGCCACAGAUGAAAGCUCAGAGGCUGGGUGCAGUAUUUGGCACGUGGAUGUUGACAUGCUGCCAGAGUGGAUCCUGACCUCAGUUCACCAGGCCCAGUGGACCGUAGGGAAAUUGUACUGCCAGAACUGCGGGGCCCGUUUGGGCGGCUUCAACUUCAUCAACCACAGCGAGUGUCCCUGCGGUCGAGACGCCGCCGUCCACCUCAGCAAGAGCCGCGUGGACCGCGACCACAAACACUGCGUCCUCAUCGUCCAGCCGAGGAGGAGGACGUCCGAGAAGGAACAGAGCGCUCUGCUGACAGACGACUGUCAGAGCAGAGAGCGGAGGAUGGACUUUAACAGUUUACACCUCAACUGUGCAGCUCAGGCCUCCAGUGACAACCCGCCGUCAUUCUCCUUCAGUCCCCUGUACUGCAUCUCUCACAGGAGACGGCGCAGUUUGGAAGAAGACGCCUCCAUCAGGUCGUCUUGUUUUUGCCCUACAGUGAGGUCUGCUGUCCAGAGACCAAGGACAGGUGAGUACACACCUGUCUCGUAUCCCACAAGUCAGCGCUUUGACUCUGAAGGUGAAGCGUCCUUCAUCGCCUGCCGUCCGUUCGUCUCAGCAAGGACACGCUCACCUCUGCUGCAAAGGGUGCAGGACGCAGAGUCUUUUCCAGAGACCUCGUCUGUCCACCAGAAUGUUCCUGUGCCAGCGCUGUUUCUCAGAGGGAGCUCCGUCUCUGACAGCGUGGCUGAGGGGGAGGAGGGGGAUGAGGAAGAGGAGGAGGAGGCGGUGGUGGUGCCUGAUGCCUUCAUGGCCCCCCUUGCCUCGAACAGACUGAGCAGAAGAGAGAAGAACCGUCUGAAGAGCAUUCGGAGGAAACAGAGGAGGAGGGAGCGAUGGUUGCACAGCCAGCAGGAGCAGGCUGAGAGUGUGAGCCACUCCCUGUCUGAAGGUGAGGAUCUGGACAGAGAGGGCCUCACCUGUGCCGUGUGUCUGGAGGUGUACUUCAGCCCGUACAGCUGCCAGCCCUGCGCUCACGUCUUCUGUGAGCCGUGUCUGCGCACUAUCGGCAAGAACCGACCCACAAACACCCCCUGCCCCCUCUGCCGUGCCCUCAUCUCACACACCACCCUCCACAAAGAGCUCGACCAAACAGCGAAGACCUUCUUCCCCAAAGCGUACCACGCCCGCAAGCAGAGCUUCCAGAGUGCUGCGUGUGCAAAAUGGCCUCUGCCCAGCUGUCGCAAACGCUACCGAGCCUUCUGGGGUGAGCAGAGGCAGGCGGCGUUGGCGGGACGGCGCUGGCACUUUUCGCUCGGAGGUUUCACGAUGGACGCGUUGGACUUCGGCGGCGUUCGCGGCUGGCUCUUUGACAACGGCCUGGUCAUGGUCUACAUCUCCGUCAACUGGAUCCUGGCGACCUUCUUCAGUUUCUUCUUCAUGUACUUUUUCUUCUUUUGAGACGCAGAGCAGCGCUCCGCAGUUUGCAGUGCAGGUUUUAUUUUAUCUUUGUCUUUAAAGGGAAUGUGAGUUCAAAAAGUUAUUUGAGAAGCAAAAUCUCUCUGUGAUCAGAGACUUAGAAUCAGGGAGAAGGAACCUCACAUUUGAAGGUAAGAAAUUGGCAGGUUUGAAAUGUUUACAAUAUGUGCCAAGCGAUGAUUUGACCUCAUUUAUUUUUGCCAGUGUUAAGUUACUAUCAUUCUACUGCAAUACACUGCAGUGUCCUGAUCCUGAGUAAGGCUGUGGUACAGACACACUGCCUGAAACAGAGCGGUAUUUCUUCUGAUCAUUUUGUACUAGGAAGACCUAGUAAAUGCUUGCUGUUUGGUUAUAAUGGUAUUGAUGAUCAUCCAAAAAAAAAAAAAGCAAUGAUGCAUGAUGACAGAAGGGAACAGUUCCAAGAUUUGAGAAAAAUGCGUGUGUAGGCUUUCUUUCAGAGAGGUAAAACAACGUCUUAUAUAUGUGUUAAGUAUGGUGAACAAGCUGGAUGGCAAUUGGCCUAGCUUAGCAUAAACCUGGAAGCAGGGGGAAGCAGAUAGGCUGGCUCAGUCCAAAGCAAUGAAAUCCUUUUUUAGAGGAAAAUAGCAUUCCUUGGCAGAAACAAUUGCGCAGCUUCCUGAAGAUGUGUGUUCACCAUCACUGGUUUGGUGUCGUUGUACAGAGACCAGAAUCUGUGCUAACACGGCUGUGUGGCAACCUGCGCUGAAGCCCAAAGCAAUGACACUCAUUAACGCUAAUGAAGAAAAAAUCAGUGUGCUCCCUUUAAUAAGUGUGUGCCUUCGAUCUGUAACAAGUAUCAUGAAACUGGAAUUCACUAGCUUUAUGUUUUAGCCCUCUGGCAGAGAAUAUGAUGUAUGCAUUAGGAAGCCAAAAACAGUUUUGGUGUUCAUAUUAUGUAGAAUUACUAAUUCAAAAAGGUGCAAUUUGAGUUAUGCAUAUCUGCAUAUCUGCUUUUUGCAAGACUUUUGCAUUUUGAGGAGUGAAAUUGUUGCAAGAAUAAAUCUACUGCAUCUGUUUGUAAGGGA